Chroicocephalus ridibundus (black-headed gull) is the source of this 7115-nucleotide messenger RNA. It is a transcript of the gene BCL9, whose product is annotated as BCL9 transcription coactivator. Bases 1774 to 6042 code for a protein of 1422 amino acids. The record is from RefSeq and is a predicted model, not a curated record. Gene Ontology annotation, biological process: positive regulation of transcription by RNA polymerase II; canonical Wnt signaling pathway. Gene Ontology annotation, molecular function: transcription coactivator activity; beta-catenin binding. Gene Ontology annotation, cellular component: beta-catenin-TCF complex. Lineage: Eukaryota; Metazoa; Chordata; Aves; Charadriiformes; Laridae. The transcript is spliced from 8 exons.
GGGUAAUUGGAUUCAGGGAUGAUUGUGCUGCUGUGGUAGGUUUUACUGGAUGAAGCAGCUUGUUGCGAUAGGUGUUCGUUUCAGCUUCUGUCUGCAGGUGUGACUUAGCGAGAUAAGGAUGGUCUAUCACGUUGAUGAUUUCAUUGUUUGAUUUGGCUGGACUGGGUGGAGAAUGUAGCUGCAUUGUUUGGUACUAGCUUUGUAGUUUCGUUUUGUUGAAGUGGAUUACAUGGCAGUGCAUUGCUACAUUAUUAAGGUGAAGCUGCAGUAGAUAAUAAUUGGAGAAUGUUGGAGGGAAGAGAAUAUGCACAGGGUUUCACAAUGCGUAACUAAUUGGGCCUUGCAACAGCUCCUGUGUUCCUGUUGGGAGAUCUGGUCAGCAGAAUGCAUUGGGAUUACACAGAAAACCUCUGGUAGUGAUUUCAGUUUGCAGUUGUACUUUAACUGCAAGGCUGUCCAUGCUGUAUAAAUAGCUGAGAGUGCUCUGAGAGACCACACUGGCCCCGACGGCGUGAAUGUUUUCUGGAUUCAUACUGUUCUUGCAGCCUCUCCAGUUUUCACAGUGGGUGAGGGAGAAGCUGGCAGGUAGCUGCUGUGUCUUUCUUUACUGACCUCAAAUUUACUAUUAAGCCGUUCCUUAGAGCCUGCGUUUCCUUGUGUUACUGAGCUUUCAGGCAUUUAAACUUACUUUAACAUAUGAGAGCGUAAAUUGAUGCAGGGUUGUCUCUGUUACUGAAAGUGUGGCUGAUCGGUUCUUGGGCCAUGAACUCUUUUGGCCUUAUAGGAAAGAACUGUAGUGCAAGGUGGGGCUAAGCCCUCUAUCUUGAGCAAACUUGUAGUAUGUCUUACUUAGGAAGGUUUGCAAUUGCAUUCCCUUCUCCCUGUGUGUAGCACAAUGAUGUGAAGUAGAAGCUCCCAGAACAGUAGAUAGUGCUUCUUCCGUCUAAAACCUGCCUGGUUUUCCCCUAGAUGUGAUUGCCUGGCUUUACCUGUUGCUUGAUGUUUUUAUUUAUACAUUGUCUGGCUGCGGAGGAGGUUGUAUAUACGAAGCACAGGGGUUUGGCAGAAGUUGCUGGGCACAUAGUGAGGGGAAGGUGAGCCUUUGAAGAGAGAUGGGUGCAGAGAAGGGGAGGUUACGUGUCCAAGCGUUGUGCCAGCUUCUCUAAGCACAGAUGAGCUCAUGGGAAUGCAGCUAGCUCAAAUGUGGGAGUGCUAAAGCAGGUCAGACCUAUUUCCCUUCCGUGUGCAGCACGCAUCUUCAGACUCUUCCAGUCUGGUGGUGGCUUUUUUGGUGCUGAGAAAUCUUGCCAGUCUGAGAUGAGAUUUCCACUUGUCUGUAGUUCAGAGCAAGUUUUGAUUGCUCUGCUUCUGUGGCUGGAUGCAUGGGAGCCAAGCUGUGCAUUCUUGGUGAAACUCUUCCUCUCUUCUUCUUCCAGGUGAUCUUUUUUUGUGAGUUGAGUGGUCCGCAACUCAUGGCCUCCACAAUGAGUACUGCUGUGUCGUGACACCAGGGGUCUUGUGUGCCCUGGAGAUGCGAGACUUCCCCUGGGCAGCAGGAGGCACGCGUCUAGAGAAUGCUGGAGCUGCAGGAGGGAAGCGCCCAGUGCAAAACCAGAGAGGAGCGAAGAGAAAAAAGGCAAGCAGACAGCCAGCAUUGAGAGAAGCGGGUGGCAGAAAGUGCUUCGACGCUGCCUCUGGCAGCACACUCCCCAGAGGAACUUGACGAGAGCCCAUCUGCGUGCGUGUGAGACUGUGAGCUCAGGAUUUCUGUCAAUGCAUUCCAGUAACCCCAAAGUGAGGAACUCCCCGUCAGGCAACACACAGAGUAGCCCCAAAUCAAAGCAGGAGGUGAUGGUCCGCCCCCCUACAGUGAUGUCCCCAUCUGGCAACCCCCAGCUGGAUUCCAAAUUUUCCAACCAGGGCAAACAAGGGGGCUCCACCAGCCAAUCCCAGCCCUCUCCCUGUGACCCCAAAAGUGGAGGUCACCCCCCCAAAGUGCUCCCUGGCCCAGGUGGGAGCAUGGGGCUGAAGAAUGGGGCUGGAAAUGGUGCCAAGGGGAAGGGGAAGAGAGAGAGGAGCAUUUCGGCAGACUCCUUUGAACAGAGGGAAGCUGGGACUCCUAAUGACGACCCUGAAAUCAAAGACUGCAAUUCUGCUGAUCAUGUAAAGUCCCAGGAGUCUCAGCACACACCACACUCCAUGACUCCUUCAAAUGCUUCAGCCCCAAGGUCUUCCACACCUUCCCAUGGCCUGACUGCCACUUUGGAGCCGGCAAGUGGGCAGAAGACUCCAUCCAAAGUGGUUUACGUCUUUUCUACUGAGAUGGCCAACAAGGCUGCAGAAGCUGUGCUGAAGGGACAGGUGGAAACCAUUGUGUCCUUUCAUAUCCAGAACAUCUCAAACAGCAAGGCGGAACGAAACACUGUACCCUUGAACCCCCAGAUCACUGCACUUCGGACUGAACCCAAGCCCCUGCCACAGCCGCAGCCCCCUGCCGCCCCGGACCAGAACCCUCCCCAGAAUGCCAAAAUGCAGCCGACUCCACCUGUGUCAGCGCCGGUAUCCAAAUCCACUGGCCCCCCGUGUCCCAUAGAUCAGGACAGUCCCAGCGUGGAAAGCAAAGUGAUGUCUGUGGGCAGCCCUGCCAACUCUACCCCAUUGCAGACAGAAGGAUUUGGGCAGAGUUCGACUCCCAAUAAUCGAGCAGUUAGUCCAGUUUCCCAAGGUAGCAAUAGCUCCGCUGCAGACCCCAAAGGUCCUCCCCAGCAGGUGUCUGGUGGGGACCCAUCUAGUUUGGGUGAGAAUCCAGAUGGACUGUCACAGGAGCAGCUGGAGCAUCGAGAGCGCUCGUUGCAGACCCUGAGAGACAUACAGCGCAUGCUCUUCCCUGAUGAGAAGGAGUUUGCGGGAGGGCAAAGUGGGGGGCCACCCCCAAAUGCUGGGGUGCUGGAUGGUCCCCAAAAGAAACCCGAAGGGCCGAUUCAGGCCAUGAUGGCUCAAUCCCAAAGUUUAGGCAAAGGGUCAGGGUCUCGGACAGAUGGAGGGGCUCCAUUUGGCCCUCAAGGACACAGGGACAUGCCUUUUUCCCCAGAUGAAAUGGGGCCACCACCAAUGAACUCCCAGUCAGGACCCAUAGGCCCAGACCACCUGGACCACAUGACUCCUGAGCAGGUGGCCUGGCUCAAGCUGCAGCAGGAGUUUUAUGAGGAGAAGAGAAGAAAGCAAGAGCAAGUGGUUGUGCAGCAGUGUUCCUUGCAGGACAUGAUGGUCCAUCAGCAUGGGCCUCGUGGGGUGGUCCGAGGCCCUCCCCCUCCCUACCAGAUGACCCCUGGGGAGGGCUGGGGACCUGGGGGUCCGGAGCCCUUCCCUGAAGGCAUGAACAUGUCACACUCUCUGCCCCCCAGGGGCAUGGCCCCUCAUCCCAACGUGCCCGGGAGCCAGAUGCGCCUGCCUGGUUUUGCAGGAAUGAUGAACCCUGACAUGGAGGGCCCCAAUGUCCCGAAUCCAGCCUCCCGGCCUGGGCUUUCGGGAGUUAGUUGGCCAGAUGAUGUGCCAAAAAUCCCAGAUGGCCGAAACUUCCCUCCUGGCCAGGGUGUCUUCAGCGGCCCUGGCCGAGGGGAGCGUUUCCCCAAUCCGCAGGGCCUGCCCGAAGAACUCUAUCAGCAACAGCUGGCUGAGAAACAGAUGGGCCUCCCUCCUGGCCUGAACAUGGAAGGCAUCAGGCCCGGAAUGGACAUAAACAGAAUGAUGCCCUCCCAGAGACACAUGGAGUCUGGGAACAACCCCAUCUUCCCUCGCAUGCCGGUGGAAGGGCCGAUGAGCCCCUCCAGGGGGGACUUCCCGAAAGGAAUACCCCCACAAAUGGCCUCUAGCAGGGAGCUGGAGUUUGGGAUGGGCCCUGGCAGCAUGAAGGGGGACAUGGGCAUGAAUGUCAGCAUGGGCUCCAACCCACCCCUGGUCCCUCAGAAGCUGAGGGAGGCAGGAGUCGGGCCAGAAGAGAUGAUGAAACUGCGCCCCGGUGUCUCAGAGAUGCUCUCCUCUCAGCAGAAAAUGGUGCCGCUGCCGUUUGGGGAGCACCCGCAGCAGGAGUAUGGCAUGGGUCCCAGGCCUUUCCUUCCCAUGUCUCAGGGCCCAGGAGUCGGUCUCCGAAAUCUCAGAGAACAGAUCGGGCCUGACCAAAGGACUAACAACCGGCUCAGCCACAUGCCGCCACUACCUCUCAAUCCCACCAGUAACCCUAAUAGCCUCAACACUGCUCCCCCUGCGCAGCGCAGCCUCGGCCGCAAGCCCUUGGAUAUCUCCGCAGCCGGUCAGGUGCAUUCGCCAGGGAUCAACCCCCUGAAGUCCCCCACGAUGCGCCAGGUCCAGUCUCCCAUGAUGGGGUCUCCCUCGGGGAACCUCAAGUCCCCUCAGACGCCCUCCCAGCUGGCAGGAAUGCUUGCGGGCCCCACUGCCGCAGCUGCUGCUGCCUCCAUUAAGUCCCCCCCUGUCUUGGGGUCUGCUGCUGCUUCUCCUGUCCACCUCAAGUCUCCGUCUCUCCCUGCACCUUCUCCCGGAUGGACUUCAUCUCCAAAGCCUCCUUUGCAGAGCCCUGGGAUUCCCCCGAACCACAAGGCAUCUCUCACCAUGUCUUCCCCAGCCAUGCUGGGGAAUGUGGAGUCGGGUGGUCCGCCUCCUUCCACAGUCAGCCAGUCUGCUCCUGUGACUCUCCCUGGAAAUCUUCCCUCUAGCAGUCCUUAUACAAUGCCUCCAGAGCCAACCCUCUCCCAGAAUCCCCUCUCCAUUAUGAUGUCCAGGAUGUCCAAAUUUGCCAUGCCCAGCUCUACACCGCUCUAUCACGAUGCCAUCAAAACUGUGGCCAGCUCGGAUGAUGACUCCCCUCCAGCACGUUCCCCAAACUUGCCACCUAUGAACAGCGUACCAGGAAUGGGCAUUAAUUCUCAGAAUCCUCGAAUUUCAGGUCCAAACCCAGUGGGUCCAAUGCCAACCCUUAGCCCAAUGGGAAUGACCCAGCCUCUUUCCCAUAACAACCAGAUGCCCUCUCCAAAUGCUAUGGGACCCAAUAUACCUCCUCAUGGGGUCCCUGUGGGACCUGGCCUGAUGUCACACAAUCCGAUGAUGGGGCACGGUUCCCAGGAGUCUCCAAUGGUACCUCAAGGACGCCUGGGCUUCCCACAGGGGUUCCCUCCUGUACAGUCCCCUCCACAGCAGGUGCCAUUUCCACACAACGGGCCCAGCGGUGGACAAGGCAACUUCCCAGCGGGAAUGGGCUUCCAUGGAGAAGGACCUCUAGGGCGUCCUACCAACCUGCCCCAAAGCUCGACAGAUCCAGCACUUUGCAAGACUGGAGGCCCUGGGGGUCCGGACUCCUUCACUGUUCUUGGAAACAAUAUGCCUUCGGUUUUCACCGAUCCAGAGCUGCAGGAGGUCAUUCGUCCUGGAGCCACGGGAAUACCCGAGUUUGACCUGUCCAGGAUUAUCCCGUCAGAGAAGCCUAGCCAGACACUACAGUAUUUCCCUCGUGGGGAGGUGCCAGGCCGCAAGCAGCCACAGGGUCCUGGGCCUGGGUUCUCCCACAUGCAGGGGAUGAUAGGAGAGCAGACCCCAAGGAUGGGACUAACGUUGCCUGGCAUGGGGGGCCCCGGGCCAGUGGGAACUCCAGAUAUCCCUCUUGGGACAGCUCCAUCCAUGCCAGGUCAUAACCCGAUGAGACCGCCUGCCUUCCUGCAGCAAGGCAUGAUGGGGCCACACCACCGCAUGAUGUCACCAGCACAAACGGCGAUGCCUGGGCAGCCCGCGCUAAUGAGUAACCCCGUGGCCGCUGUGGGCAUGAUCCCAGGCAAGGACCGAGCCCCCGCGGGGCUGUACAGCCACCCGGGCCCUGUAGGGUCACCUGGUAUGAUGAUGUCAAUGCAGGGCAUGAUGGGACCCCAACAAAACAUCAUGAUUCCCCCCCAGAUGAGGCCCCGAGGUAUGGCUGCUGACGUUGGCAUGGGAGGAUUUAGCCAAGGCCCUGGAAACCCAGGGAACAUGAUGUUUUAAGCUGCUACCAUAAGACUGGAUGUUCUGAUCCUUGUCAAGAUGAGAUUCCAAGUCCUGAGGGCUUUUUUGGGAGCUUCAGGAGUACAGUUUGGCCAUGCAAUAGGUGAAAAGAGACCAGAGGACUCUUUGGGAAAUCUCGAAUGUAUGGAAUUACCUGAAAAAAAAUUAUUCAUUUUAACAGGUUGUUUUUUUUUUAAGAUUUAUUUUUUAAAAAUUAUUUUUGUGGACUUGGGUAUCCCGUGACGGCACCUGCUUUGAGAAUCUGUAGCUGUAUUUUGAGAAUUGCCAUUUGUCACAAGUUGCACCAUUCUCUGUAUGUUUACGUCCUUCGGACUGGCUUCUCCCAGGACUCUCGGUUAUCUUUGGGGUUUUUUGUGUACUGUACUAUAUUGUAAAAGGGAUUUUAGCAGAGACUUUAGUCUUUGGGGUGAGAGGAGAAUGGGAUUCUAGGCUGUUUACUUUAGGUGGAGAAUCCAUCUUCAGAACUUCGGACUAUUUUCCUUCAACUCCAAUGUAUAGAAAAACCAAACUACGACCUCAGAGCAGAGUAUUAAUGAAAAGCACAAAAAGGAACUUAAGUUCAGUGAGGGGAAUCUUUUAAAAGAAAUAAAUAAUAAGUUAAGGACAUAUUUUUCAAAUUAUGGCGUGCUGUCCAGCACCUUCUGUCUCUCCCUCCCACUCUUUAUUAAAUAGGCUUCUCUCUCUCUCCGUCCCCCGUCUGUCUCCUCCUAUGGCAGCUGCAAUACAUUGUGUUAUUUUGGGGAGUAAAUCUAGGAGAGCCUCUCCUCACGUGGGGACUCUUCCCACUUUUAGGAAGGGGCUGGACUUGGACACUGUUACAUCCUACAGUAGUCUCUCUCACUGUUUCCUAUUCUCCUUUUCUUAGAAACCCCAAGUGAUUUUAUUAAUGUGGGAGUGGAACAGACACUAAAAGUUAUCCAGGAUUUUUUUUGUGGUUAUUUUUUUUUCCUCCCCAGCGUAAAACGUUCUGUGUAACCUACAUUAAAUUUGGUACAAAACCACUCGCCAGGGCUGUGGUGUCAGAAAAAUAAAAUAUAUUGUUUCUUACAAAA